UGUGAAUAAUUUCCAUUGGUCGGCUACAACUUCAGUGGGGGUUGCGUUAUACGAAUGCUGAAGCGGAUGCUUUUUAGCGUUAGAAUUUUACAGUUUCGCUGAGACCUCUCGACCGAUCAUAUCUAGAAAGUUAAGCUAGAACUUUGUUAACUAUGUUGUAGUUGAAAGUCUCGACGUUUGCCUUUUAGUUUGCCACUACGAAAUCGAAAAGUUGUUUCAACAGUAUUGCCGUUUUAGUGGAGAAAUCUUAAACAGUAUUAUACGCUUAGACUGUAUUUGUCAUGUUGGAAAAUUGAUAUUUUUUUAUUUGGAUUAUGUACUCACUUAUAAUGUAGACAGAGGAGAAAGAAAAAUUAAUCAGAGGUAGUGAUAAACCACGUUGGUGAUUGUGCCGUAGAAUACACUUAUUCGGGCUCAAUGAAUAAAGGUAUAAAAUCGAUGAAUACCGUAUGCGGCUCCGUGGAGUUCGGUCUUCGCGUAAUCGGUGUAUGGCCGGGUACGUCGUAUGCAAUUUUGCGCAGAGUCUGCUGCGUAUUUUCGAUGGCGGUGUUUCAAACCUUUCAGUAUCGGUACUUGAUCGUGCACUUUAGCGAGAGCAAUAUUUUCCUUCUCAUGGACGUGAUGAGCGCAACCCUGACUUAUAGUCUUCUGUUUAUUAAACUGAUUAUUAUUAUGUUCAACGUUCGUCUGCUGGACGAUAUCAUAGCACACGUGGUCGAAGACUGGAAGAAUUGUGAUGUUUCGGACGAGUACACGAUGAACAGAAUGGCCAACAUUUCUCGUUGGUUCUCCAACUUGAUAAUCGGUUCGCACGCAGUAUCGGUAUUCCUUUAUGCGAUCGGUACUUUGUUGAAAAUCGAGACUCGAGAGCUUAUUCUUAAAAUGGAAUUACCUUUCAAGAUGGAAAGCACGUUAGUAUAUCUUUCCGUUCUCGUUACGCAGUUCGUUCAUCAGGUAAGUGCGGCCAGUAUGAUGGCUGUGCUAAAUUGCUUGCUGCUCACGCUGGUUCUUCAUGCAUGCGGCCAGAUUGAUAUAAUGCGGCAGAAACUGAGUGAAAUCACGGGGAAGAACGUCGAGCGAGAUGCAAAUGAGAGUGUCGCGAAAAUGCUAAUCGUUCGCCAUCAAAAGAUUAUCUCCUUCUCCAAGAAUAUUGAGACUCUCUUCUCGAACAUAGCGCUAUUACAAUUCGUAUCGAACACUUUGGUCCUCUGUUCCCUAGGAUUUCUCAUCGUGAUCUCCAUUGGUGUCCCAGGCGGAUCGGGUAUGCUAGUUAAGUCCGUGUUCUUUUACAUUUUAGUCAAUUUGGAGGCAUUUAUAUAUUGCUUUCUUGGAGAGUACCUCAGUACGAAAAGUAAAAUGAUCGGCGACGCGGCUUACGAAGCGCUUUGGUACGAAUUAAAUCCAAUUCAGAAUCGAGAUAUCCUCUUUAUAAUUGUAAGAUCACAGAAGUACUUGACGCUAACGAUCGGAAAGGUCGCGGAUCUUUCGCUGAGGCAAUUUACUAACAUCGUGAAAGCCUCGGCGUCAUACAUGUCGGUGUUACACGCGAUGUAUUGAAGCCUAAACAUACUUUAUGCCCCUCUUAUAUCUUCGCGUGCAAAAGGAUAUAGUACUUUUACUACCGCCAGCCGGUUACGUGAUUAGCAAUUUUCCUAUUCAGAGACUCAAUGGGGUUUCACAUAAGAUGUAUGUAUAAUAUAAAAGUAGACGAGUAGGGAUAUGGUGUCUUGAAAGAAUGAUUUGAAACAUUUUGACGAAUUAAUCUUGUCGGUUGAUGUACUUUUCCACAGUUGAUGAUAAAAUAAAAGCAUUAAAUCGAAUAUUUAAUUUAAUUAUUCAGAUUUAGAAGAUUAUCUGUGCAUGCGUGUUACGUGUGUGUGUGUGUGUGUGUGUGUGUGUGUGUGUGUGUGUGUGUGUGUGUGUGUGUUUAAACUAAUUAAAUAUAUAAAUAUAUAUAUACGCGUGUGCACAUUAAAGGUAUGUUUAAAAUUAUUUUUAUUUUUAAACAAUAAAAAAUUGGAAAUAAGGUUUUUAUUUCUAACUUUCUUUUCUUUAAAAAUGCUACAUAAUUGAAUUAAUCGCUAAACAAAAUGACAAGUGGUUUCUUAUUUAAUAAUGUACAUAUCAUAAUUGAUCAUAAUUGUAUCAUAAUUUUAUAUCUUUUGUACAUAAUUUAUUAUACGAGUAUAUAUUAUAAAAUACGUAUCAAUAUAUUUUAUUGUAGUAUUA
Solenopsis invicta (red fire ant) is the source of this 2229-nucleotide messenger RNA. Its product is annotated as odorant receptor 13a-like. Gene Ontology annotation, biological process: sensory perception of smell; detection of chemical stimulus involved in sensory perception of smell. The coding region runs from base 418 to 1557 and encodes 379 amino acids. The record is from RefSeq and is a predicted model, not a curated record. The transcript has 6 exons. Gene Ontology annotation, molecular function: olfactory receptor activity; odorant binding. Gene Ontology annotation, cellular component: plasma membrane. NCBI's taxonomy places the organism in Eukaryota, Metazoa, Arthropoda, Insecta, Hymenoptera, Formicidae.